Molecule: messenger RNA, 12338 nt
Organism: Dermacentor silvarum
Lineage: Eukaryota; Metazoa; Arthropoda; Arachnida; Ixodida; Ixodidae
Gene: Dic1
Product: mitochondrial dicarboxylate carrier-like
Exons: 11
Coding region: 255-1160 (301 amino acids)
Biological process (GO): succinate transmembrane transport; oxaloacetate transport; malate transmembrane transport
Molecular function (GO): antiporter activity; malate transmembrane transporter activity; oxaloacetate transmembrane transporter activity
Source: RefSeq, a predicted model, not a curated record
CAGCGGUCGCGAAACCAACACGUCAAUAACGCUUGCGUUCACUGGACGUCACAGGCGGAGCGGGUUUGACAAUCACCUUCCCCGCGCGACCUUUGAGGCCAUCGCAGAGUCGUCAGAAUAGUUACUUUCUUAGCAUAGUGGCCGCGACUUGAAAAAAACGGGAGAAGACCGGGAUCUAAACGUCAUGCUCGUUCUGAUGUCCUGAUUUGGCGAUUAACUCCGGACCGGCGUGCACGGUGCGCGACUGCAUUUUAAUGGCGACGCAAAAGCAGCAGCUUCCUGGGGCUGCCCCGCCUCGUAAGGAGGUGCGUCUGGCCCGGUGGUACUUCGGGGGUCUGGCGGGAUCCAUGGCUGCCUGCUUCACACACCCCCUCGACCUGCUCAAGGUGCAUUUGCAGACGCAGUCAGUGGGACGCGUCAGCCUGGUGGGCAGCACGGUGACCAUCGUCCGUCACCAGGGUGUGCUGGCCAUGUACAAUGGGCUCAGCGCGUCUAUACUGCGACAGUUGACCUACUCAACGACACGGUUCGGCAUGUACGAGGUCAUUCGGCAGUACCUGGUUAAGCCGGGCGAGAACAUGAAGUUCUACCAGAAGGUCUUCGUUGCCGGUGUUGCGGGCGCCACUGGCGGCUUUGUCGGUACCCCUGCCGACAUGGUGAACGUCAGGAUGCAAAAUGACAUCAAGCUUCCUGCUGAAAGUCGGAGAAACUACAAGAAUGCACUGGAUGGCCUCUGGCGUGUCUACCGGCAAGAAGGCGCACUCAAGCUUUUUUCGGGAGGCGGCACAGCUACGGCUAGAGCUGUGCUCAUGACUAUUGGGCAGAUCUCAUUUUACGAGCAGAUCAAGCAAGCUCUGCUAGCGACCGGAUAUUUUGGCGACAGCCUAACGACACACUUUGCGUCCAGCCUAAUGGCGGCUGGCAUUGCGACGACACUAACACAGCCCUUGGAUGUCAUGAAGACACGGAUGAUGAAUGCUAAACCAGGCGAAUACAAGAGUAUAUUGCAUUGUGCCCUAGAAACGAAGAAAUUGGGGAUCAUGGCUUUUUACAAGGGCUACAUCCCUGCAUUUGUGCGACUGGGCCCACACACUAUCCUGACCUGGGUCUUCCUCGAACAAAUGCGCCUCAAUUUUGGCAUCCGCCGGUUGACGCACUGAUCUUGAAGCGCCUGCUUCACCAUGCUAGCAAGUUUGCGCAAAGGGUGUAUUGCGUCGACUCUGUGGCAAAGUGACCCACCAGCAAAGUGACUUGCUUGUCGACUUUGCACUGUUGCAGAAGCACCCCUUAAAUGAUAGUGAUGUCUUAGAGCCUGUUGACGUGCAAGAGGGUGUGGCGUCUGGGCAGGAAGUGGCUAGCUCUCUCACUUUGUUUUUAUACUUUCAUCGAUCAUAUAUCGCUGCUUCCGCUGUUCACGCUCAGGUGAGGUUGUCGCUGCCUUUGCACCUAUUAUUUUUAUUUUUACUAAUUCACGUUAUUUUUUUUACUGAGACUGUUAACCCGGUUUCAACACAUUGGUAUGCUUCAAGACGGAUAGAAAUUAUUUAGAGUCAUCGUGAGCCAUGUUGCGACAUCCAGUGCUUCAGUACAAGGAUGAUACGAAGUCCAUUGUACUGUGUUGCCUUCAUGACCGGUGCUUUUGUGUUUGAGUAAUUCGCACGCUAUCCCUUCAGCAGUCAUAUAAGAGCUAUGUAUGCCUUCUAAUGUACAAUGCAUGGAUGUCAAAUUGAUGUAACAUUUGAAAGAUGGCACUACUGCUACAAAUUCAAGGCUAUUUAUGGGCAUGUUGGCAGCACUACAAACACUAUCAAAUGAUUCUGAUUUGUUUCUAAAAGCAUGAUAUCAAGAGAUAAAUUUUCAGCCACCAAGCCUCAUGGUGAUGUUGGAAGUAAAACUUGUAACUUCAAGUGUUUUAGAGCAGUUUUUUCUGGUCUGAGGGCCAUAUUUGAAGAAUGUUGUUUAUGCUAUGGGGCACCAUCUGGACAUAAUUCUUAUUGUGAAAGCUGUGAAUAGAACAUCCUUUAUUAAAAAAUACACAAGAGUGCAAAACUCUAUGCCACAAUAGCAAGGUUCCCUGGUCUUUCUGUAUUUGUUUGCACAGCAGUGUUUUGUUUAAAAUUGUGUCGUAAUUUAUAGACCCAGGGCUGCCUUAGUUUGUUGAACCAUUUGAUUUCAGCAGCUACCAUGCAAAGGACUUGUGACUAGGCGUUCAUUGUGCUCAACACUAGUGGCCAGUGGAAUUCUCUUGGUCUGUCGCUGAUGCACGAAUGUUUUAUUUCUGCGGCCACAUCACGAGUAAUAAAACUUAGAAUGGCUUCUGUUGUCUAUUACCGUAUUUACUCGAUUGCAACACGAGUUUUUUUUCCAAAUUUUUGCUACCUGAAGUCGAUCCUUGCGUUACAAUUGAAUACCGAAAUUCAAGUUAUCUAAAAAGUGCAAUGAUGCACCCACUUCUAAUCAAUGAGUGAAAUAUGCGAGUGAAAGUGAAAUGUGCGAGUGAAAGCACGAGGGACGUGCACGUUCAUGGAGAGCAAACGCACGGCGAAGAGCAAACAUGGCGUCUUCCAUCGCGCGAAAGGCCGUGGGGGGUGGGAGGGAGCGGAGGCGGUGUUUAGCUGCGGCACCAAAUGGCGUAUCUUGCGAUCGGGCGCAAGGGUAACUGGCGACUCAAUCCCCCAGGCGAAAGAAGAAAAGCCGGAAGGCAGCGCGGGAGGGAAGGGCCACGGCUUCUACUCUGCCACCAACUGCGUACUUGUACUUUGCGCGGCUGCGGGCUGUCGCGCGCACCGUAUCUUGAACGCAAUCUCUACACGGCUAUUACCUUUGUACGUGCUGUGCUUUCGCCGCUUAGUUUCCGUUGAAGUGAUAGACCGCAUGAACUUUCACUCGCUGCUGCUGCUGCGCUUGCUCAUGACAGCAUUUUGACAGCAGUUGUCUGCGGUCGUCGAGUGGGAUUGUCGAGUGUUUACUUGUGCGCGCUGACACCAUGCUUGUUAAUUCAGUUAGUAAGCAAAUGUGUUCAAGUUUAUACAGCCUAUAAAACUACCAUCCUUAAUUGCUAUCGCAACUAUAAUUUGCUAUCGCAACUGAUGCUUCGCCUUUCGGGCGAAGCUGCGACUUUUUCAUGCAUCCAGUGGUUUUCUUCUUUUUUUUUUUUGCUGGACGCAACAAAACGUCACCCCUCGCGUUACAAUUGCGGUCACAUUACAAUCGAGUAAAUAUGGUAUCUGGCAUGUGGGGAUUUAGGUUUCUUGCACUGAUUUCUCAAGAUCUGCAGCAUGAGGUAGUUGUGAUGAAGUUCUUGUGCGACUAUUAAUUUAAUAUUCUGCCUCACAUGGCUUAUGUCAGGCGGAAUAAUCUUUGCAUUUAGCCUUGUCACCCAAGACUUCAUGUAAAAAGCAGCGCUGUGUAAAAUAAGUUGACAAUCUAUCGAUAUAUUAUCUGGCCGGGAAUUAUCAUGCGAAGUGAGAGAGACAUCAUCAAAGGUGAAAAAUUAUUAUAAAAGUGAAAUCACCUUGGUGAUUCAGUGUGAACAAGGCUUCUGUACGGGGGCCAAAACUUUGUUUCUCGUACUUCUUACCUUAGUUGGAGUGUAUACUGUUUCAUCGUUAAGCUGUUACCAUUACCACUGCCGCCCUGGCCUAUUAGCAUGUACUAGCUAGCACAUGUUACCAGUAAGCACUAGUGCUAUUGGUAAAGCUGUCCAUGUUAUCUGUUAUGCAAAGUUCCUUGGUUAUCUUCUGCAAGUUCAUACCUGCGCAUUACAAACUUCUUCAUGCUCUACAGAGAAGUUGUGAUGAAACUUCUACUUCUCGUUGAUCACUGCUAUUGAAUGGCUUUUUUUUUAAGGAGAGUCCUGACGCACAUCUUUUAAGCUGUAGAAAUUACCGCACGUUUCUUGCACAUAAAAGGACAUAAUGAGGUAUUCACCUUCUGGGUACUGAAGCUGAAAUUGGUUUGUAGAAGCAAAUAUUACAUUGGACCUCCUGGGUGCCACGCUAUUCUGAAUUCCACCAAAAAUGGCCCAAUUUAUUACGGCAGAAUUCAUUACGAAAAGCAGUGUAGACAAUAUUUUAAGCAUUUGCUUACCAUAUAGACUUGUGUAAGGACCACACUCCCAACUUGGCAGCCCAAAAUUUGGAGAGAAAAAAUUUUCAAUGGAGAAAGUGGUGUUCGGUACCCUGAUGCCACACGGGUGCAUCAGCGAAUUUUCGCUUGCUGCAUGCUUCCACGUACCGCUACUAGAUGGCGACAGUUGCGCCUUAACCUCUGAUGCAAUAGUACAUCCAGGGAUCCGGGGUGUGCACAAGUCAAGACUGCACCAGUGCCAUUUUGCCGAAAAAGGUUCAGUCCCGUGUAAAGUCCGCACCUCGUCAAAAUUGCAAAAAAGUGUGGCCCUUGUGUGAGGCUAUACGUUAUGCAAAAUGUCAACCAUUUAUUGCAAAAGUCAAGCCUAAUAGCAUUAUACAAGAAAACAAAACAUAUUGUUGACGAGAGAAAUGAAAAUUGAAAGAAAAUGUAAAAGGAUCUGCGACAAGCUAAGCUCAUCCUUGGCCAUUCUUACCAAAAAUGUGCGGAUGAACCCGGUUUGCCCAUGACAAGAAAGAGGUUAAAAUAUUUAGGAAACUCAAGUGCUCUUUAGUUCACGUUCCUAGCAUUUAGAGGUCUUGAACCUUCAUUUAAUGCAAAAGAAUGAUAUCAAAAUUGUCGUGUCGGAGUACUGGUAAAAUAUUCCGCGUUGUGACUCCUGUCGUAAAUGCUGUUCCAUAACAUUAACCUUGGACAUUCUUUUGCUAUUCCAUUUUUCAUGCUUAGACUUAAUUUGACUCCUUAAGGUCAUGUACUUCAAAGUAGGAGCUGAAUUCUGUAUAUACCAGGUUAGUUUGAAUGUAAGCUUUACCCCCUAAGCGUGAAAUUAAAUUAUGGCUUGACAGGGAGGGGGGGUCGGGGCCUUAAUUUUUGUGUUAUGUUGUAACACAUAUCUGCAAAUAUUUUUUCCUCUUAGUAUUGUUGAAACUGGUGACAGAUGCUAUAUUUUGCUGGCUAAUGUUUUAAAUUCCUUAUAAUCUCUCUGAAAGCAAUGUAAGCAUUCGAUUGAGUGUGUGACAGUGUAUGGCUGUGAUUUAUCUAGUCAGUUAUGUGGGCACAUUUAACAUUGUGAUCCCAUUGUAGAUGGGAUCGAGAUACCAUCUUUUUUUAGCACACAAAAAAAAAUGCUUUCUUUUCCUUGGAGUUUCAAGUUUGUCAGCACCUAAUUAAAAGUAAACUUUCUCGUCAACAAAAUCUCAUGCUGUCACAGACAUUGUCGCUAUUUGAAAUAAAAAGGUAAUUUCUCUUUUAAUAUUGGGUAUAGGGCACAGUUGCAUGUUUUGGGCUAUCAUGGUGUUUGAUAGAUGUACACCCGUGAGCAAAAGUAUACAGGCCACAGGGUCACCGAAAAAACUAAAUUUCUUAAGAAUUAACAUGCUUAAACUGAAAUGUACGAGUGCACUAGAAAGUUCGCAAUGCCAAGUUUGGACUGCAGUCCUCAAUUUCAAAUUGCAUUCGCAGGCAGUUGAAAAAAAUCUGCUUUAUCACGCAAUCCCUGGUCCGUAUACUUUUUCUCACGGGUGUUCAUGCCUUAAUGUUGUUUCUUCUCUGGGUGUGCGAUGAGUAACAAGUAGAUAUGAAUAGUUUUAAUUAAAGUGAAUUUCUGUUUCCAAUUACUCGCCUAUAUGUUCAGGUAUUAACAAGCAAUUACAGAUGUUUCAUCUUUAAUGUAUCGCUGCUUUCCGAGUUGUGAGACUGCCUUACUCAGGGCAUGUGCUGAAGUUGGUUGCUUCGCACUGAACAGUUUUUAGUGCUUGAGCAUGCAUCGCUAUUUGUGGUAUUCUGUGAAGACUUAAAAGCUGAAAAAUUCUAAGUGUUACCACAAACUAUGGCUUGUGUUGGCGAGUUUUUAAGCUGAUGCUUGCAGACAUUGCUUAACUGUUACGUUGUGUGCAACUAUUGGCCAUUUGGCAAAAUCUAACUUGCACACUACUGUGUGAAUGUGUUUGCAGACGGCAUGGCCGCUAAGAUCACAGAUAAGCUCCCAAUCUCGGAGGCCAAGCUGCAUGUUAGUCGCAAACUUGCUGACUAGAUAGAUAUGUAGGCCACCCUUUGUAUCAGGGUCUUUACAGGUGUCACCUUGCCGUGAAGAAAAGUUAAUGUGGUCUACAUUUCCUUUAUACCUGUGCGAUUGGGCCAUAGUGCCACCUUGAAAGAGGCAGCAGAAACGGGUCGUGACACAUGUUGUGCAGACCAUGAAAGUGAUGCCAAUUGUGACACCUCUUCAUUGCAUGUGAUGUGACAGCAAACGUGACAAAUUUUGUUGGAAAUGUGGAACAUGUGUGUGCAACAUGAAUUUUGCCGGGAAGGUGAGUCAUGCUUUCACGAAGCUCCGAGGUGCAGUUUGAAAAUUGCCCUAGUUAUCUAGUAACCUUGCUUGAGGUGGUAUAUAAAGGUGUCCUUACAAGGCUAGGCGAUGCCUAGAGGUUAGUAGAUAUGCAGGCACACGAGCUUGACAAUUGCUCUGACAUCCCAACUGCUCAAAAAAUGUGACCAGUUUGCACAUUCCAAGUCUUGUGUGGGGAUCAGCAGAUUUGUCAUGGCCAUUAACCGAAGCCAUCUUUCCUGCAAGUUAUUUAUCUUGAUGACCUAAUAUCAAAUGCAAGUUUGGCCACUGAAACGAUUUUUCUUUGUACAAAAAGUCAGAACUGUGAGAAACUUAUCGGUUUAAAUGGUAUAUGGCUAAACCGAUAUGACAUCUAAGGCUUGGCAUUUUAUGUUUUUGGUUUGUUAUUACUACCGUGGUGGAAAUGGUUACAGCAUGAUUACUAGAGCCUUGAGCACUCUUCGUAACUUCAGUCUCAUAUAUGCUGCGUUGAGAACAUACACGCUAAUUCUCUUUUCAGCAUUGUGUUAUGACUGUGUUCAUAUGCAUAUUUGCUUCUUUAAUUGUCUUUCCUGAGGGGACAACUUGAAGUCUGUGAGACUGUUAUAAUGUUAACUGAAGUUCUGCUAAUGUUUACUUAUAUUCUUGUACCUGAGUUUUUAUAUUGGUCAUGUAUUAUGCAUCCCUUUAUUGAUUUGUUAAGUUUGUAUAUUAUGUUUUUUUAUAACCUCUCAAGAGCAACGUGAAUUUGGUGAUCACAAGUUGCUUUAGCUGUACAAGAUAAUCACCUGUACCUUACACCAAAAUUGGUAUUUUAUUUGAGCAUAUCCCGCAUUUUAUUUGAUGGGUUUUAGAUAUGAAAAUAUUGUGAAUGAAUGCCAUUGUUUGUUAGUUUGUAGUAUAUGUUGCCUUGUGGGCAGCCCUCGGUGACAGCAGAUUGUGGCAGACAAAAUCUCACUCACUUUUUGUGUGCAAUUUGAAUUUUUUGUUGAGUGUCAUCUACCUAAACUUCAUGUCACAAGUCAUUUGCAGCACUGUGGAAGCUGCAAGACUCCUUAGCCAAUAGGAAGGCCGAAUGCCUCUCGAGAUGUGUUCAUCUGUGUCUUCUCAGCAUCUGUUGAAUUCGCGGUAUAUGACAUGCAUGUGCAAAGAUCCUAUUAUGUUAUGUAUCGCUGUAACAUAUCAUGAACCAAGCGAAACCGGAACUCUCUAACCCCUCCAUUAACCAGACAGUUACGCCUGAAACUCUAUUCCACUGUGUAAGGAUAUUAUCUCUGAAUGCCUCGUACCUUCAGCAGUGCUGCAAACGACUUGUGAGAUUGAGUGUUGUGAGCAUAUUUCGUUGUGAACAAAAAUCGUUGUGAACAUAUUUCACAACGAUUUUUAAGGUACCAUCGAAAGUGCAGCCCUCAGGCUGAAUGAUUUGCCAAGGUGCAGUUUCCACGAAAUGUUAACGCUGACAGUAAGAGGUCUAUUUGUGAGCACCCUUUACUGUCAGUUAGUUGUGGUAAAGUAACGAUAACCUAAGAGUUGACUGAUUUAUGCGGUUUAAAUACAGGUAUUUUAAAGAAAGGGCACCAUGGAGCAAUUUUCUAACAAGGUGUAGUAGAAGUACGCGCUUGUUUCUCAAUAAACAUAAGUUCUAAUGACAACUCGUUUACAUGUACCUUUCCUGAUUUUUUGGUUUUGUUUCCAUCGAAAGUAUAUUUGUGACUUGUGCAGCCAACUGCAUGAAAGAACUGAAGCAUAUAUUAGAGAACCUUAAGCUCGUUUUAUGCAGCAUUAGUAAAGCAUUUUUCGAAUUACACUUGUUCAUCAUUUUGAUGCUCGAGUCGUGAAAAUAUAGAGAUGUGAAUUGUAAAGCUGCACUCAUUUUCAUGAAAGUGUCUCCUCCCCUCUGUACACAUUACACUGUGAAAAAUAGUCUGUUCAAUUUAUGGAUUUGCCGUACAAUUGAUGUUGUACCUGUCUAGAACAUGUUGUUGGGCUAGUUGGUGCAUCUCCCAUAGCAAGAGCCACUGUGCAAAUAAACAUGACACGAACAGCCAUGGCCAUUCUCCUCUUGAUGUGAUUGGUUCCCAUCGGUUCUUGCACACCUUCUGCUUUUGCCUUUCUCAAAAUCGUAUGGAACAGGUUUAUGGGAUGAAAGUUACGGACCAAAACACUGAUUGAUGUGUUAAACCACUCACAUACAAGACUUUGUUUCUUACCAUGGCAACUUUGCUGUUCAUGUUUCGAUGACCAAACUGACCGAUCGCCAAAUACAAAAAUGUUUUUUUGUUGUAGCUAACUUAAUGUUAAGCCUAACCUAAUAAGAUCCACAAAGCUGUUUUGCACGGGAAUCCAUCUCUACAGCCUUUUCUUGAGUUACGGGACCCAUUCUGUGUAAUGUACGCAAUGAAUAUCACUUAUGUAAUGACAAAGAACAUCCAGACUUGGUCCUCAAAAAAUGUGGCUUUUCCUUGCAGGCAGCACAGUAAGCUAGCAAACUGUAGUAUGUUCCUUUGGGUUCUGUUCAUUUGCACAUUGGUUAUUACUACUGAUAUGCAAAGCUGUAUUCAAGUUUUGCAAGCUGUGAUGCAGCUCAUUGCUGCUUGUUGCUUGUGUUCUUGAAGAUACGCACAGUGCAUUUCUGUGGUGUGCUGAAGUUGCUACUUGUACCGUACUCUCUGAGCUGGAUAUCGUCGUCCCUUUGUAAUGUGUUGUUCAAAAGAGCUUGCGGACAGUGUUGCUGCCUUGCUCAUGUUGCUCUGUGCUUAGGAAUACUUCUAAUGUGAAGAAAGCUGUCUUUCAAAGCUCUAGAAAUGUAGACCUAGCAAAGAACAAUUUGUUGGCGGUAUUUGCUGUUGUACUGUAUUCUAGCAUUGCAUAGUUGUUGGUUCGAGAAUAGAAAUUAUUCAGGGAGUAGGAUUUGUACUGCUAGACCACAUUUGAAUGAAGGCACCAGAACUGCAGCAGAAGGAGGUAAAUGGAUUCAAGAACAGAAUUGGGAAAUAAGUAAAAGUGUCCACGACUGGCCUUAGUCAUAGAAAUUGGCGUUAAUGUAUGCAGUCAUUAAUCAUUUUUGUCUUUGCAAGAAGCACUCAAUUAUUCUUUGAAAGAAUGUUGGCUUGGCAUGUUUGUAUUUCAUUGUAGUAGACCAGUGUACAACACUGUUCCUGUGUUGUGUGCUGGUCUUCUACAGUGCAAUAUAGACAAUCUUGACUGUCAAGCAGACUAUUCUUGCCUGCAAAUAUGAAGGCGUCUGCAACCUUGACACAAUAUUGACUUCUCUGAAAGUGAGCUCAGCGAGUGAAUACGUGUGUACAUGUGAACCCAGCAACCUGAACGCAUUGUGUUACACAGUAUUGUUCCACAACAACUGUGCUUCAUUUUAUAGUGGAAAAGGUAUGUUUUGGCAUACCUAGGCAUGGGAGCACUGCUGUCCUGUCACUUAACUACUUCAUACUGGUAGCUAGUAUUUAUGGUGCACCGUGAGAUCUCACCAGACAAUAGGGAAAAGCAGCACAUUCUGGACAUGGUGUGAUUCACCUAGGCAAUGAAAAAGAUAAUGCCAUGUUGUUUAACAGAACUUAAGAGCAUGCAAGGCUGUCUCACAGCACUGAGAACUAGUAAAAGCAUCAACUGUUACGAGAAUUAGGCAUGUGGAUAUAAACGGUGGCAGAAUUUUCCAUUUCCGUACGUGUGUACAUGUGAACCCAUUUACUUGCUCCUCAAAUUAAUGGCUCGAGCUUGAGUAAUGUAUCUCUGAAGGUGGUGCUAGCCAUCUAGUCGAUGGACUUAAGUUCCAAUGCCAUGGUGCACAUUCCUAGAGUAUUUAAAAGCAUGUCAUAACUCGGCUUCGGUGCAUCUGAUUUAUGUUGAGCAAUUACUACAUUGCAGUUCCGGAAGUAAAGCAUUCCUAUAGAAUCUAAUAAUAGUGAGUACACCAUGGCAUUCAUUUUGACCAUGAUAAUUGCAUGGCGAUUGGGCAGCAUCAAAUAGACAUGCCGUUUCUGUAUGUGUUUUAAUCGGAAGUAUAAUGGAAAUGUGCUUCAUGUGGUUGUUGUUUCACCCUUGCUUGUGGUUCUAUGAGGCGUUCUGCAAGGUAUUCUAGGAAAGCGUUACCACAAUUGCUUCUGCUAUUUUGAGUGCAGUGUUGUUAUCCCUGUCAUACCUGCCAAGUCUGCCGGAUUACCUGGGAGACUCCCGGAUUUGGACUGUUUCUUCCGGUUGUACGGUUGACAGGAAAGUCUUCCGGAAAGUGCAGUUAUGUUCCGUUUCUAUCCGCGUCCAGCGCUUUGUCAGGCCACAUUGGCAAAAAGAAUCCAAUCCAGUUGGAAGUUCAUCGCGCAAAAAAUUUUUAAGAAAGUAGUAGGGAAGCCCUACCUAUACAUGUGCUAUUUUGCGCGGGAUCGAAUCCUGGCCACGGCGGCCGCAUUUCGAUGGGGGCAAAAUGCGAAAACACCCGUGUACUUAGAUUUAGGUGCACGUUAAAGAACCCCAGGUGGUCUAAAUUUCCGGAGUUCCCCACUACGGCGUGCCUCAUAAUCAGAACUGGUUUUGGCACGUAAAACCCCAUAAUUUAAUUUAAUUUUAACAUGUGCUAUUUUGUUAACUGCAGAGCCAUUCCUUACGCUGAUGGGGUUGUUGGGUGCCCUAGUAGCCCUAGCCUCAUUAAGCUAGUGGGCGAAUGCCGCGUUCCGCCACUAACAACAAUAGACUCGCCAUCAUUCUCCUCAGCAUGAGCUUUUCAGCAUUGCGUAGGCCCACGGCAGUCAUGGCUUUAAAAGCAAGGAGUGCUAGCGCAAAAAGUGUCAAGUAUUUUAAUGUAGUGCUCAGCCGAAGUGACGCUGGGUAUUUUGUUGAUACCACAGAGUAAUGCAGAGUGCAAGUGGCAAUUUAACAUCGGGAAAAAUACGAGGACGCAGUGCCGCUCGUCCAUGUGUCGCUCAUCUAAGACGCUGGGAAACGUUAUCCUCGAGUAUGUGAAAGAAAUGAAAUUCUUACAAUCAAUCAUUAUCUGAAGAAUUUUUGAACACCUGCUGUGAUUGCUUAGUGGCUUUGGAAUUGCGCUGCUAAGCACGACUUCGCGGGAUAAAAUCUCGGCCACGGCGGCCGCAUUUAGUUGGGGCCGAAAUGCAAAAACGCCCUUGUGCCGUGCAUUGGGUGCACGUUAAAGAAGCCCACGUGGUAGAAAUUAAUCCGGAGUUCCCUACUACGGCGUGCCUCAUAAUCAGAUGGUGGUUGUGGGACGUAAGACCUGAGAAUUUAAAUGAAAUUUUAAAGAAUUUUGAUGGCAGAAUGAGCAACAACGAAAUGCUUGCAAAAGUGAGACAUUGAUGUUCACGUGGUCAGUUGUAUAUCUGUAAAUAAAAUUGUAAGGAAGUUCUCCUGUCAGUACUUGAAAAUAUAGACGUCAGGGGGGGGGUGUAAACGAUUGACUCCCCCCUCCCCGGUCGGAAGAUCUCCCGGAUUGAGUUUCUUCGAACUUGGCAGGUAUGCCCUGUGGUCACCAGUAUGCAUUCAUACUUUGAUGUUUCUCUGUGGGCAUGUGAGCACUGCACCACUUCUCAGAAUUGCAUCAAAUAAAGGACAUAGUAUAUGUUGGUUUGCCAUGAAACCUGCUCCUUUGGAGGUGGAGUUUCAGUUUCAAAAAAGAGAGAUAAAACUUGGGUAUCAAUAGAGUGCAUAUUUCUCUGUGGUUUUGCUUGUGUGUGUACUACCAGUUGAGCAUUGUGAAAUGACAAACAUUAAUAUAUUUUUGUAACACUAUUCUUUCUCUCGUUAAAAGGAGACUAAGAAAAUUUUAUUUUUCUCUCUUGUUUGGGUUGCUCUAAUGCGCAUUGGGGUGGGACAUAUAAGGCACAAAAUCAGCGCUUGCAUAAGUGUAUUUUUGUACAGUGUUGCCCGGUUAUGCAAUAAUAAAUGUUGUGGUGGUCUU